AUGAACUGCAACGAGCUCCAAGAACACUCUAGAGCAGACUGCUUCUUGGUCAAAAAGCCGAGGGCGCUGCAAUGGUUCUACAAGGGACAGCUUAUCAAGGAGAAAGAAGAGGAGCGCCAGGCCGGUCGCUUCGAGCUGUUCCUGGAUCUGUUAUAUGUCGCGAUUGUCGCCAACUUCAGCGAUGAGCUUGCUGAGCACCCCGAUGGCGCUCAUCUGGCAAAGUAUAUACUCAUCUUUGCGCCGGCAUGGCAUAUCUGGGCUGAUCUUCGUGAGAUCAUGAACUCGUAUUAUACCGAUGAUUUACUGCAGCGACUUGUUAUUCUUUGGGUCAUGGCCCUUCUGGUGCUGUAUGCGAACAAUGCCAACGAUGCAGAUGAGGAUAUUACUGCAAUGCGGACUACCGUUGGAGCGUACCUCGUAGCACGCUUCACCACCCUCAAUGUAUUCCUUGUUACCUCGUUUGCAGCGUAUCAGCACCGUACACAGGCCCGGAUCAUGGCUGGCUUCAUGUUUGUCGGUCUUGUCAUCACCAUUCCGCUCUUCCUCGAGGACAUAAGCAUUCGCGCAAAAGCCGCCAUUGUCGCCGUGGGCAUAUUCUAUCAAGAGGCGACAUGGGCGCUUACUCUGAGUCCCUGGAUCAAGGCCAAGCUACACCUGACUUAUAGUACUGCUGUUGACAUUGCGCACGAGAUUGACCGAAUGGGUGCUUUCUUCAUCAUCAUUCUCGGCGAGUUUGUGUACAGCAUCAUUGUUGGCAACAAGACGGGCAUUGGUUUGACUUCCGGAUACGCCAAGGCUGUCUGCACGCUAAUCAUCGCGUUCGUGCUGAACUGGGUCUAUUCCAGUGGCGAUGGAAGUAUUCAAGCAACGCAUCCGAUUCGACGAUCUGCUUGGACAGCCUUUGGCUUCUUUCUCUUGCAUCUACCUCUAUCAGCAUCCUUUCUCAUCGGAGGCCACAUCGCAGCUGCGAGCACAGCGAUUGAGGAGUUCGAAGACGGCCAGCGCUGGCUUCUCGGUGGAGGGCUUGGAGUUGGUAUGUUUUGUCUCUGGGUCUACGGGAUGUUAUACAGGGUCGAAGGUGAGUGCACUCUAUUCAUGGGACAGACGACACGAAUCAGCAUGAGAUUGAUAAUUGCGAUCAUUCUCGUCGUCAUUCCCGAGUCACAUAAUCAUCUCAAUGCAGAGAGUUUCAUGUUCGUUAUCAUGGCCCUGUUUGCUUUCCUCUUGAUAUGGGAGACAAUUGGGGGCUUAUCCAGGACUUCUAAGUUCUUUGAGCCUUGGACGAACAGAAAUCCGCCGCCGGAGGAGGAUGACAGAGAAGGCUUGGCGGGCGAGUAA
Molecule: messenger RNA, 1338 nt
Organism: Fusarium fujikuroi IMI 58289
Lineage: Eukaryota; Fungi; Ascomycota; Sordariomycetes; Hypocreales; Nectriaceae
Exons: 2
Coding region: 1-1338 (445 amino acids)
Source: RefSeq, a predicted model, not a curated record